Molecule: messenger RNA, 1089 nt
Organism: Molossus molossus (Pallas's mastiff bat)
Lineage: Eukaryota; Metazoa; Chordata; Mammalia; Chiroptera; Molossidae
Gene: MDFI
Product: MyoD family inhibitor
Exons: 5
Coding region: 220-963 (247 amino acids)
Source: RefSeq, a predicted model, not a curated record
UGGCUCCCGGGCCGCCAGGCUAAGCCCCUGCAGCAGGCAGCCCGGCCCCGGGAGCUGGACCCUCUCCUCCCAGCCUGGGACCCCUCUUCGGGCCGCAGCCACCUGGGCUCAUCGCGGGAACGCGGGCCCGGGUGGCAAAAGCGCGGCGGGCGCGGUGGGUGCCACAGCGAUCUUGGCCGAGACGGCGCCGCGAGGACCUUCGAGCGCCGUCCCGGGCCGAUGUCCCAGGUGAGUGGCCAGCACCCUCCUCAUUGCGACGCGCCUCAUGAAGCCCCCAGCGCAGCCCCCGGCCCAGCCCAGACCCCAGCCCUCCUGCCUGGGCUGGAGACGGGAACAGGACCCACUCACCCCGUGGAGGCAGUGCUAGAAGAGGGCUCCCUGGAGGAGGAGGCGCCCCCCAUGCCCCAAGGCAAUGGCCCUGGGGCCCCCCAGGCCCUGGACAGCACUGACCUCGAUGUCCCCACAGAAGCUGUGACACGCCAGCCUCAGGGGAACCCUUUGGGCUGCACCCCACUACUGGCAAAUGGCUCUGGCCACCCCUCGGAGCUGGGCAGUGCCAGGCGGGCUGGAAACGGUGCGCUGGGUGGCCCCAAGGCCCACCGGAAGUUGCAGGCUCACCCAUCCCUCGCCAGCCAGGGCAGCAAGAAGAGCAAGGGCAGCACCAAGUCCGCUGCCUCCCAGAUCCCGCUCCAGGCACAGGAAGACUGCUGCGUCCACUGCAUCCUGUCCUGCCUGUUCUGCGAGUUCCUGACGCUGUGCAACAUUGUCCUGGACUGCGCCACGUGCGGCUCCUGCAGCUCCGAGGACUCGUGCCUCUGCUGCUGCUGCUGCUGCGGCUCGGGCGAGUGCGCCGACUGCGACCUGCCCUGCGACCUGGACUGCGGCAUCCUGGACGCCUGCUGCGAGUCGGCCGACUGCCUGGAGAUCUGCAUGGAGUGCUGCGGGCUCUGCUUCUCCUCCUGACCGCACCAAGCUGGAGCCCCUCCCCGUCCUGCUCCCUCGCCGGGACCUCUCCGACCCCAGCCCAGGAGCAGGGGCGCUCCUGAGGCACCGCAGUCCGGGAGCCGGGCCCACGGCUGAGCCCGUCCU